Messenger RNA from Cucumis sativus (cucumber), 1455 nucleotides. RefSeq names its product protein OVEREXPRESSOR OF CATIONIC PEROXIDASE 3. Lineage: Eukaryota; Viridiplantae; Streptophyta; Magnoliopsida; Cucurbitales; Cucurbitaceae. Gene Ontology annotation, cellular component: nucleus. The coding region runs from base 67 to 1101 and encodes 344 amino acids. The transcript is spliced from 5 exons. Gene Ontology annotation, molecular function: DNA-binding transcription factor activity, RNA polymerase II-specific; DNA binding. Gene Ontology annotation, biological process: regulation of transcription by RNA polymerase II. The record is from RefSeq and is a predicted model, not a curated record.
AGGAAGGUUUAUCAUCUUGCCGCUUGAUAUUGAUCGAACAAAGUGUCUGUCUACAUAAAUCAACCGAUGUUUCUUUCGGCACCGGCGACGGCACCGGAAGCACUUCCAGGUUCGCCGUCGAUUUCUGACCGAGGUAGAUUCUUCUUUCGACGCCGGCCUUUUCCAUCCAAUUUUACUCUUCUGCAUCGUCCUCCGGUUUGUCGCACUCUGUCGCUCACAUUUGCUCGCCGUCGGAACCAAAAUUCAUCUGUCAGCUCGUCUUCAUCAUCUUCGAAGAAAAAGAAGAGAAAUUUGAUUCCGAAAGAAGCUAGGGACGAGGAGGAGGAUGUAGAGGAGGAUGCUCUUGAGUUGUUGUUUAGUCAACUGGAAGAAGAUCUCAAGAAUGACGCGUCUUCCUUGGAUGAGGGUGAAGACGAUGAAUUUAGCGAAGAGGACCUUGCCAGACUUGAGCGCGAGCUAGGGUUAGCUCUUGGCAUCGAUGUUGAUGAAGAAGAAGAAGAAGCAGAAGAAGAAGAAGAAGAAGAAGAAGAAGAAGAAGAUGACGACGACGGCGACGAUGAAGAUGAUGAAGAAGAGGAAAUGCCUGUAAAACUAAAGAACUGGCAACUUCGACGACUAGCCUUGGCUUUGAAGAAAGGCCGCCGUAAAACGAGCAUCAAGAGUCUUGCUGCUGAACUUUGUCUCGACAGGACCGUCGUUCUCGAGUUGCUUCGCGAACCACCACCCAAUCUUCUGAUGUUGAGUGCUAGUCUUCCAGACACUCCUAAACCAUCAAUUAUAGAAACUAAAACCUUACAAACUACUGAUGAAGAACCCCUAGUAGUAGACACUGCAAAAGAGGAGGAAGUGACGAAGGUGCCUGUUCAUGUCAUGCAACAGAGCUGGGCUGCUCAAAAGAGACUGAAGAAGGUUCAGAUUGAAACUCUUGAAAGAGUUUAUAGAAGAACAAAGCGGCCAACUAACGCAAUGAUUAGUAGCAUCGUCCAAGUGACAAAUCUGCCUCGCAAAAGAAUAGUGAAAUGGUUUGAAGAUAAGCGAGUUGAAGAUGGAGUUCCUGAUCCACGCCUACCUUUUGAUCGGUCUUCUCCUCAAUCUGCUUGAUCUUCUUCAUCUACCAAAUGCCUCAACGAUUUCAUUCUUUCAUUGGCAGUGUUUGUGUAGAAGAUUGGGUUUGGUUUGGAUGCCUAGCAUGAACCUGAAAAAAGUUCGAAUGCCGAAUGCAAGAUAGUCACAUCGAAUAUUGUUUUUGGGUAGCUGAUAAUAUGAGCCGAGAAUUUUGUAGAAUGAUUUCUAUAGAUAGUUUCACUUUCAUUACUAAUGACAAGGAGCAUAUUUUUGUUAUUCUACUAAGUAGUACUUGUUAUGUUAUUCCAUCCCAGCAUUAUGAAGAGGAAUUAUGGGACAUAAAACAAACUUUUAUAUACAUAUACAUAUGUAUUGUGUCAUUUUCUAAUA